Trichosurus vulpecula (common brushtail) is the source of this 1008-nucleotide messenger RNA. Its product is annotated as cathepsin L1-like. Gene Ontology annotation, cellular component: lysosome. The record is from RefSeq and is a predicted model, not a curated record. Gene Ontology annotation, biological process: immune response. NCBI's taxonomy places the organism in Eukaryota, Metazoa, Chordata, Mammalia, Diprotodontia, Phalangeridae. The transcript has 7 exons. The coding region runs from base 1 to 1008 and encodes 335 amino acids. Gene Ontology annotation, molecular function: cysteine-type endopeptidase activity.
AUGAAUUUCUACCUGUCUUUAGCUUCCCUGUGUGUAGGGAUAGCAGCUGCUGCUCCACACCUGGACCCAACUUUGGAUGCUAAAUGGGAACAAUGGAAGUUACAGCACAGAAGGACCUAUGGAGGGAAGGAACAUAAUUGGAGGAGAGCAACAUGGGAGAAGAAUUUGAGAAUGAUUGAAAUGCACAAUCUGGAGUACAGUGCUGGCAAUCGUAGUUUCCGGCUGGAAAUGAACAAGUUUGGAGAUAUGACCAAUGAGGAAUUCAGACAAGUGAUGAAUGGCUUUACACAAAAGAGAUUUCAAGGGAAGACCAAAGGAACUCUGUUUCAUGAACCUCUCUUUGAACAGAUCCCUGAAUCUGUAGACUGGAGAGGUAAAGGCUAUGUAACUCCUGUUAAGAAUCAGGGUAGAUGUGCUUCUUGCUGGGCAUUUAGUGCAACUGGUUCCCUGGAAGGCCAGUGGUUCCGAAAGACAGGCAAACUUGUUUCACUUAGUGAACAGAACUUGGUUGACUGCUCUAGGGAUGAGGGAAAUGCAGGCUGUAAUGGUGGUUUUAUGGAUCUUGCCUUUGACUAUGUGAAGGAAAAUGGAGGCAUUGAUACAGAGGAAUCCUAUCCCUAUGAAGGAAAGGAUGACAAGUGUCUGUAUCAGCCAAAAUACUCCGUUGCUAGUGUCACUGGAUAUGUGGUCAUCCCAUCUGGACAGGAAAGUGCUCUGACAGAUGCUGUGGCAACUGUGGGGCCCAUCUCUGUUGCUAUCGAUGCAUCACAUAUAUCCUUCAUGUUCUAUGACUCUGGUAUUUAUUAUGAACCAGAUUGCAGUAGUGAAGAGCUAGAUCAUGGCAUGCUGGCUGUGGGCUAUGGCGUCGAUACAGAAAGUGGAAAGAAAUACUGGAUUGUCAAGAACAGCUGGGGUGAAGAUUGGGGUGACAAUGGGUACAUUUUCAUGGCUAGAGACCAGAAUAACAACUGUGGAAUAGCGACAGCAGCCAUCUAUCCGGAAGUAUGA